Molecule: messenger RNA, 2202 nt
Organism: Lontra canadensis (Northern American river otter)
Lineage: Eukaryota; Metazoa; Chordata; Mammalia; Carnivora; Mustelidae
Gene: ARMCX1
Product: armadillo repeat containing X-linked 1
Exons: 3
Coding region: 427-1803 (458 amino acids)
Cellular component (GO): mitochondrion
Molecular function (GO): protein binding
Source: RefSeq, a predicted model, not a curated record
CUGGUGGGAGUGGUAAUUGGGGUCUUGAACUCACGGGUGACGUGGCCCUUACGUGAGCAGGAGCUGACGUUUGCAGGCGUCCUUCUAAUUCUGGUCCCGGUUUGGUCCGGUUACCAGCUCCAUAUUACCCAGAGGGCGGGCCGGGCCUGUGGCCAGGGAAGGAGGAGGAGGUAACUGCCCGAAUCCCAGCAGGUUGCAGGACACAGUGGACUUCCAGGCAAGGAAAAGAAGGAAGAAACUGCCUGGACCUGUGCUGGUGUAUGUGGGGGUGCCACUACCCCAAGACAUCUGGAGGGGUAGGGGAGGUUCCACUGUAUCUGCAAGCUGCAACCGGGCCUGCCAGCUGUAGCUGAAGACUCCACCCCCAACGUAGGAGCAACCCCACUCUACCCUGGUUGAAAAUUUGGUUCAGAAGUUCACCCCAGCAUGGGCCGUACUCGGGAAGCUGGCUGCGUGGCCGCUGGUGUGGUUAUCGGGGCUGGUGCCUGCUACUGCGUGUACAGGCUGACCUGGGGAAGAGAUGAGAAUGAGAAAAUCUGGGACGACAAUGAGGAAGACGAUGAAGAAGAAUCUAGUGAUAUUGUAGAGACUGGUGUCCAGACUGGGAAAGGAGCUAAGGCUAAUGCUGGGGUGGGGGCUGGGGUUAGACUUCAGGAUGAAUCAAAGGUCAAGGCUGAGGUGGGCAUGGAACUCCAGAAUGGUUCAGAUGUAAAGGCAGAGGCCCACUUGGGGGCUCAGAGUGGAGGUGGCCUAGAGGCCAAGGCCAAAGCCCUUUUCAGCACUCUGAAGGAACAGGCAAGUGCAAAGGCCAGCAGAGGAGCCAGGUUGGGCACUAUCUCUGGGAACAGGACCCUUGCACCCAGUUUACCCUGCCCAGGAGGCCGGGGUGGAGGCUGCCACCCCACCAGGAGUGGGGCUAGGUCUGGAAGUAGGGCAAGUGGAAAAACCAAGGGAAGGACCCGAGGUAAGAGCACCAGGACUCCAGCUACAUCAUGGCCUGUUCGCAGGGGCAAGUUUAACUUUCCCUAUAAAAUUGAUGAUAUUCUGGGUGCUUCUGACCUUCAAAAGGUUCUUAACAUCCUGGAACGAUCAAAUGAUCCUUUUAUUCAAGAAAUAGCCUUGGUCACUCUGGGUAACAAUGCAGCAUAUUCUUUUAACCAAAAUGCCAUUCGUGAAUUGGGUGGUCUUCCAAUUAUUGCAAAACUGAUAAAAACAAAAGAUCCUAUUAUUAGGGAAAAAGCUUACAAUGCCCUUAAUAACUUGAGUGUGAAUGCUGAAAAUCAGGGGAAGAUUAAGACAUAUAUCAGUCAAGUGUGUGAUGAUACCAUGAUCUGUCGCUUGGAUUCAGCUGUGCAGAUGGCUGGACUAAGACUGUUAACCAACAUGACUGUGACUAACCAUUACCAACAUUUGCUUUCCUAUUCUUUUCCAGACUUUUUUGCUUUGUUAUUCUUGGGAAAUUACUUCACCAAGAUUCAGAUUAUGAAACUAAUUAUAAACUUUACUGAAAAUCCAGCCAUGACGAGAGAGCUGGUCAGUUGUAAAGUUCCCUCAGAAUUGAUUUCCCUCUUUAAUAAAGAAUGGGACAGAGAGAUUCUUCUUAAUAUCCUUACUCUAUUUGAGAAUAUAAAUGACAACAUAAAAAAUGAAGGGCUCGCAUCAUCUAAGAAGGAAUUCAGCAGAAGUUCACUUUUUUUCUUAUUCAAAGAAUCUGGAGUGUGUGUUAAGAAAAUCAAGGCAUUAGCAAAUCACAAUGAUCUGGUGGUGAAAGUAAAAGUCCUAAAAGUAUUGACCAAACUCUAAUUUGGCGUAUGGCCCAAACAAUAUUGAGAUAAUUUUUCACUGUGCACUGGGAACAGUGCAUUUUGUAAAUUCUUUGUUUUCCACUGUGCUUACAUGACAAUGAGAUCCUUUUGGCUCCUACUCUGGAAUAAUGAAUAUCAAGAGUCAUCAGUGAUGUUACUUGUGGUGGCUGGUUUCAGUAUGGAGCAUUUUAAUGAUUUAUUGAAUACUAGAGCUUGUGUAAAGAAAGCAUUUAUUGAUUCCAUCUUGCUACCUAGAUUGAGAUAUUUUUUACUCUUUCCUCUACCUAAACUGACAGCAGACUAAUCAUAAAUAAGCUACACUUUUGUAUUGGUUUACAUUUGUUAAUCUUCGACUUGUGUUUCAUCAAUAAAGUUGUGUGUUUUAGCCAGCAAAAAA